GGGUACAGUCCGUACACUGUUCAGAUGUGGAGCCGGGAAGUAUUUAUCCUCAGUCACGGGAUUUGAGCCUCACGAUUACAUACCGCCUAAAUAGCACAAUAGCGUCAACCACAACUCACUGCAAGAGAUAUCAACUUCUGCGGAAAUAUCAGCAUACCUCGAUGAGUAUCUAUGUUUAGCCUGCUUGCAUGAGGCAGAUGCCACAUGCCAGUUUCCAAAUCAAUACCCCAUCAUGGCGCAGGCAGCUUCGGGGACUGACGCGACCCAGCGCAUUUUCCACGAUCUGAAGUCCAAGCACGAAGACACCCGCUCCCGCGCAUCAUACGAGCUCCACGAUAAUGUCGUCGCUGUUUCUAGAGAGCUUCCUCCCGAUAAAUUCAUCGAAUACUACAACGUUGUCUCUCAACGUAUCGCCCAGCUCGUUGUUACCGGAAAUGACGCAAACGAGAAGAUUGGUGGGCUUCUCGCCCUCGACAGGUUGAUCGAUUUCGAUGGCGUGGAUGCUGCUCAAAAAACCACCCGGUUCGCAAGCUACUUACGAAGUGCCCUACGUAGCAAUGAUAACGCAGUUUUAAUAUAUGCAGCACGCUCCCUGGGUCGUCUGGCCAAGCCUGGAGGUGCUUUGACUGCGGAGCUGGUGGAAAGCGAAAUCCAAUCUGCCCUGGAAUGGUUACAGUCUGAAAGACAAGAGAGUAGACGGUUUGCAGCUGUCCUAGUCAUCCGGGAGCUUGCAAACGGUUCCCCGACCCUACUUUACGGCUUUGUCCCACAGAUAUUUGAGCUCAUUUGGGUAGCAUUGCGAGAUCCAAAGGUUCUCAUUCGGGAGACCUCUGCCGAAGCAGUAAGCGAAUGUUUCGAAAUACUGGCGGCUAGAGAUGUGCAGGUCCGUCAACAAUGGUUUGGCCGGAUUUACGAGGAGUCUUUGCAGGGCUUAAGGUCCAGCAAUGUGGAUUGGAUUCAUGGCUCGCUCCUCACCUUGAAAGAGCUCCUCCUGAAAGGGGCCAUGUUCAUGAACGAGCAUUAUCGAAAUACCUGCGAAAUAGUACUACGCCUCAAAGAUCACCGUGAUCCGAAGAUUCGAACACAGAUCGUCCUUACCAUCCCGAUUCUAGCAUCCUACGCACCUCUAGAGUUUACCAAUGUAUAUCUACAUAGAUUUAUGAUAUACUUACAAGCGCAGUUAAAGCGGGAUAAGGAGCGAAACGCCGCUUUCAUUGCCAUUGGAAAAAUCGCGAAUGCGGUGGGCAACUCUAUCGGGCAGUUUCUUGAUGGGAUUAUAGUUUAUAUACGGGAAGGCCUAACAAUGAAAGCUCGCAACCGCGCAGCGGUCAACGAAGGUCCGAUGUUCGAGUGCAUCAGCAUGUUAUCGUUGGCCGUUGGACAAACCCUUAGCAAAUAUAUGGAGGCCUUACUGGAUCCAAUAUUCGCGUGCGGGCUAAGCGAAUCUCUCACGCAGGCUUUGGUGGACAUGGCGCACUAUAUACCUCCCAUCAAGGCAACGAUCCAAGAAAAAUUGCUUGAUAUGCUAAGCAUAGUCCUGUCUGGUUCCCCGUUUCGACCCCUUGGCUGCCCGGAAAAUCGGCCACCGCCAAUGCCUUCGUUUGCAAAGGACUACGGAACUUUCCUGCAAGAACCAACUGAUACUGAAAUAGCCCUUGCAUUACAUACGCUUGGCAGCUUUGACUUCUCUGGACAUAUUUUGAACGAAUUUGUUCGCGACGUUGCUAUCACAUUUGUCAAUAAUGACAAUCCGGAAAUUCGGAAAGCGUCUGCGUUAACGUGUUGCCAACUAUUCGUCCACGAUCCAAUCAUCAAUCAAACCAGUAGUCACUCCAUCCAAGUUGUCAGCGAAGUUAUAGAUACUCUUCUAUCUGUUGGCGUGGGGGAUCCAGACCCGGAAAUUCGACGAAUCGUCCUGGAGUCACUAGACCGAAAGUUCGACCGCCAUUUGGCCAAACCUGAGAAUGUUCGAUGCCUCUUCCUUGCAGUGAACGAUGAAGUAUUUGCUGUUCGGGAAGCAGCGAUUAGUAUUAUCGGACGACUUUCUAGCGUCAAUCCUGCCUACGUUUUCCCGCCGUUACGAAAACUGCUGGUGAAUUUGUUGACUGGACUCAGUUUUGCUACCACGUCCCGCCAAAAGGAGGAAAGCGCACAGCUGAUCAGCUUGUUUGUUGCGAAUGCCACGAAACUUGUUCGAUCCUAUGUUGACCCCAUGGUGACGGCUCUAUUUCCAAAAACAACUGAUCCAAAUGCCGGAGUCGCGUCGACGACAUUGAAAGCCAUUGGCGAACUUGCGACAGUGGGUGGGGAGGAUAUGAGGCAAUAUUUACCACAGCUUAUGCCUAUUAUCUUGGAAGCGCUUCAAGAUUUAUCAUCCCAGUCUAAGCGAGAAGCAGCGUUACGAACGUUGGGCCAACUUGCGAGUAACGCAGGAUAUGUCAUCGAACCUUAUAUUGAAUAUCCAAACCUCCUAGCUGUUCUAAUUAACAUUAUAAAAACCGAGCAAACCGGGUCACUGAGAAAGGAAACCAUAAAGUUGCUUGGUAUUCUCGGCGCUUUGGAUCCAUAUAAACAUCAGCAAAUUAGUGAAUCUUCACCUGAUAUCCAUCAUGUCAAUGAAGUCCAGGCGGUAUCAGACGUUUCCCUUAUUAUGCAAGGUCUCACGCCCUCCAAUGAGGAGUAUUAUCCAACUGUGGUGAUCAACACCCUCCUUCAAAACAUUCUCAACGAAAGUUCUCUCUCCCAAUACCACUCUGCUGUCAUCGAUGCCAUUGUCACCAUAUUCAAGACCUUGGGUUUGAAAUGCGUACCAUUCUUAGGGCAAAUUAUCCCUGCUUUCCUCGCCGUCAUCCGAAGCACUCCCACAAGUCGUCUUGAGUCCUACUUUAACCAAUUAGCAAUCCUAGUGACCAUUGUUAGACAACACAUCCGAGCCUUUUUGCCAGAAAUCAUUGAGGUUAUUCGUGAAUUCUGGGAUUGCUCUUACCAGGUCCAAGCAACAAUAUUGUCUCUUGUCGAGGCAAUCGCAAAGUCGCUGGAAGGAGAAUUCAAGAAGUACCUGGCUGGCUUGAUUCCGCUUAUGCUUGACACCCUAGACAAGGAUACUACACCAAGACGACAACCAUCAGAAAGGAUUCUACACACAUUUUUGAUAUUUGGGCCUAGUGGGGAGGAGUAUAUGCAUUUGAUCGUUCCGGCCAUUGUUCGUCUAUUUGACAAAAGCCAAGGGCCUCCGGGGAUUCGAAAAUCUGCUAUUGAGACUCUGGGAAAGCUCUCACGCCAGGUCAACGUAUCCGAUUUCGCUUCUCUUAUGAUACAUCCCCUAUCAAGGGUGGUCGCGGGUAGCGAUCGUACCCUACGUCAGGCCGCACUGGAUUGUAUCUGCACACUUAUAUUCCAGCUGGGACAGGACUUCAAUAACUACAUCCAACUCAUGAACAAGAUUGUUCAAACGCAUCAGAUAAAUCAUCACAAUUACCAAAUUCUCGUUUCAAAACUGCAGAAAGGGGAUCCGCUUCCUCAAGAUCUGAACCCCGACGAACACUAUGGGACGCUUGGUGACGAUUCUACGUUCGCGGAUGUCGGCCAAAAGAAAAUCCUUGUUAAUCAACAACAUUUGAAAAAUGCAUGGGACGCGUCUCAAAAAUCGACGCGGGAGGACUGGCAAGAGUGGAUUCGAAGAUUUAGUGUUGAGCUCCUAAAGGAGUCCCCAUCACAUGCGCUUCGUGCCUGUGCUAGUUUGGCUGGAAUUUACCAGCCCCUUGCGAAAGAUCUCUUCAAUGCCGCGUUUGUCUCUUGCUGGACGGAACUUUAUGGGCAGUACCAAGAAGAGCUUGUUCGUUCCAUAGACAUGGCACUUACAUCACAGAAUAUUCCUCCAGAAAUUCUACAAAUCCUUCUCAACCUUGCAGAAUUCAUGGAACACGACGACAAGGCACUGCAUAUCGACAUCAGAACCCUGGGCAAGUAUGCCGGAAAAUGCCAUGCCUUUGCUAAAGCACUUCAUUAUAAGGAAUUGGAAUUCGAACAAGAUCAAAAUUCCGGCGCAGUGGAAGCGUUAAUCAGCAUCAAUAAUCAACUUCAGCAAUCAGAUGCUGCUAUUGGUAUCCUUCGUAAAGCCCAGGCGUAUAGGGAUGUUGAGCUCAAAGAAACGUGGUUCGUCAAGCUACAACGUUGGGAAGAAGCGCUAGCUGCGUAUAAGCGACGCGAGCUUAUCGAUCCGGAUUCAUUUGAUGUCACUAUGGGAAAAAUGCGGUGCUUGCAUGCGCUUGGUGAAUGGAAAAUGCUUUCCGAUCUUGCUCAGGAAAAAUGGAAUCAAGCCUCUAAUGAGCAUCGAAAGGCUAUGGCGCCUCUAGCUGCGGGCGCGGCUUGGGGCCGUGGCCAGUGGGAGCUUAUGGAUUCCUAUAUUGGGGUGAUGAAAGAACAAACUCCGGACCGAUCAUUCUUUGGCGCCAUUCUUGCUAUACAUCGCAACCAAUUUGAUGAAGCGGCGAUGUUCAUUGAAAAAGCGCGGAAUGGCCUAGAUACGGAACUUUCGGCAUUGCUGGGAGAGUCUUAUAACCGUGCCUAUAAUGUUGUUGUUCGUGUCCAAAUGCUUGCAGAACUUGAAGAAAUCAUCACAUACAAGCAGAACGCCAACGACCCUGAGAAGCAGGAGGCAAUGAAAGAAACAUGGAAUAAACGGCUUCUAGGCUGCCAGCAAAACGUUGAGGUAUGGCAACGUAUGCUUAAAGUCAGGGCCUUAGUCGUAUCGCCUCGCGAGAAUUUGGACAUGUGGAUCAAGUUUGCGAACCUAUGCCGCAAGUCUAAUCGCAUGGGUCUAGCGGACCGUUCUCUAAGCUCCUUGGAAAGUGGCGAGGGAUCCGACCAGCCGACACCACCAGAGGUUAUAUACGCUCGGCUCAAGUAUGACUGGGCUGCUGGGCGCCAAAAAGAGGCACUUCAAAUGUUAAGGGACUUCACCGUUGGGUUAACUGAAGAAUUUUCACGGUAUAGUUCUGUUCUCAUUGCGCAUGGCGAAAAUGCCAAUUCAGACAAACCCGGCCUUGUUAAUGGCAUUACCGACCAUCCUGAUCUGGCCACCGCACGUCAACAUAUCGGUGACGUGGGUAAGUUUCGACGGCUACUCGCAAAAAGCUAUUUGAAGCAGGGCGAGUGGCAAACGGCACUACAAAAGGGAGAUUGGACUUCGGAAGGUGUACGCGAUGUCUUGACCUCGUAUUCAGCGGCGACCCAAUACAAUCUUGACUCCUACAAAGCCUGGCACGCCUGGGCGCUAACAAAUUUUGAGGUUGUGAACGCAUUGAGUACUCAGACGAACCGAGAAACAUUUGUUCCCCAUCAUAUUGUCCUUGAGCAUGUCAUACCGGCCAUUCGAGGAUUUUUCCGCUCCAUUUCACUGUCGUCGACCAGCUCACUACAAGACACCCUGAGGCUUCUCACACUUUGGUUUAACCAUGGUGGCGACGCUGAAGUUAGCGGCGUGGUAACUGAAGGAUUCUCUUCAGUCAGCGUCGAUACGUGGCUCGAGGUCACCCCUCAACUUAUCGCACGUAUCAAUCAGCCGAAUGCUCGGGUGAGGGGAGCUGUCCAUCGAUUACUUGCUGAAGUUGGAAAAGCCCACCCACAGGCCCUGGUUUAUCCUCUGACCGUGGCGACGAAAUCCAACGUUGUUAGGCGAUCGCAAUCAGCUACUCAUAUUAUGGAUAGUAUGAGGCAGCACAGCCCAAGGCUGGUUGAACAAGCAGAGAUUGUCAGUCAUGAAUUGAUUCGUGUUGCUGUCCUGUGGCACGAACUUUGGCAUGAGGGUUUGGAGGAAGCUUCUCGAUUAUACUUUGGAGAUCACAAUGUCGAAGGCAUGUUUGCCACGUUGGCGCCGUUGCAUGAUAUGCUUGAUAAGGGUGCUGAGACGCUUCGAGAAGUCUCCUUUGCUCAAGCAUUCGGUCGUGACCUUGCAGAAGCCAAGCACUUUUGCAUUCUUUACCGCGAAUCACGAGUUAUAGGUGAUCUCAACCAAGCCUGGGAUCUAUACUACACUGUCUUCCGGAAAAUUGCUCGCCAACUUCCUCAGCUGUCGACACUAGACCUGAAAUACGUAUCUCCUAAACUUAAAGACGCCGUUGAUCUCGACUUGGCAGUUCCUGGCACAUAUCAGAGCGGUAAACCUGUGAUCAGAAUUAUGAGCUUCGAUCCAGUAUCGACUGUGAUGCAGACCAAGAAACGACCCCGCAAAAUGACGCUGAAAGGUAGUGACGGAAAUUCAUAUAUGUACGUCCUCAAAGGUCACGAGGAUAUCCGGCAAGAUGAGCGUGUAAUGCAACUUUUCGGACUCGUAAACACCCUCCUUGAUCAUGAUAGUGAAAGUUUCAAACGCCAUCUCACAAUCCAACGCUUCCCUGCCAUUCCACUGUCGCAGAACUCUGGGUUAAUUGGCUGGGUUUGCAAUACCGACACACUGCAUGCUCUGAUCAAAGAAUACCGUGAGAGCAGACGUAUUCUAGUUAAUAUCGAGCAUCGCAUUAUGCUCCAGAUGGCUCCAGACUAUGACAACUUGACCCUUAUGCAGAAGGUUGAGGUAUUUGGAUAUGCCAUGGAUAACACUACCGGGAAAGACCUAUACCGUGUCCUAUGGCUCAAGAGCAAGAGUUCUGAAUCUUGGCUGGAGAGACGAACGAACUACACUAGGUCACUGGGUGUUAUGUCCAUGGUUGGAUACAUCCUCGGCCUAGGUGACCGUCACCCGUCGAAUCUUCUUCUUGAUCGCAUUACCGGCAAGAUCGUGCAUAUUGAUUUCGGCGACUGCUUCGAAAUCGCGAUGCAUCGUGAAAAAUACCCUGAGCGCGUUCCUUUCCGUCUUACCCGAAUGCUCACGUUUGCUAUGGAGGUUAGCAACAUCGAAGGCAGUUAUCACAUCACUUGCGAGGCUGUAAUGCGGGUCAUCCGAGAGAAUAAGGAGUCAUUGAUGGCCGUAUUGGAAGCGUUCAUUCACGAUCCCCUCAUAAACUGGCGUCUAGGCGCUCGAGAAUCACCCACCCGACCAUCCUUCCCCACAGACCGCCGCCAAUCCAUUGUCGACGAAAUAAACGUAGACCAUUCCGUGCAACCUAGCAAUUUCUCCCGUCGACGUCCAUCGAUUCUUGAAGGCGGCAUACUUGACGCGCAACAGGGUGUGCCCAAUGAGGCACGGGAAGUGCAGAACGCACGAGCGCUUCAGGUCCUCUCGCGAGUCAAGGAGAAGUUGACAGGACGCGAUUUCAAGUCAACAGAAGAGUUGAACGUUUCAGACCAGGUGGACAAAUUACUAGUCCAAGCUACGAGUGUGGAGAAUCUCUGUCAACAUUACAUUGGGUGGUGUAGUUUUUGGUGAUAUUUUAUUUUCUCUACUUUUCUUUUCAUUAGAAUACAAGAUAUGUGAGUACGAUGCAUGUGUAAUAUCGGGUUGGAAAUUUCCUUUUUACCUUUCACAUUCCGAUCUUUUGCUCUAAUGCGGCUUACGACGUGCGUGCGUAUCUAUGUGUAUCUGCUUCUUUAUCAUAGAUUUGUGUGCGAUCUAUCACCUAUUUGUUUCAAUUUGCCAUUUUAUUGAGUCGAGUUCGAUGGUUGACUGUACUUAGCCUGAUAAUGAUACCCCCUUUUCUUCCAAGUCCAUAGACCGAUGGGUGAGGAUGGGAUGCGUUGAAUAUUUGCCAGUGCGGAGGGUUUGACAGGCAGGCCAUAAUGACGUCAUCCAGCGACCCAUGCAGCAGCAUAUGAAAUCCAGCAAAUUUUACAGGAGUUCGGCAUAUUUUGGCUCACAAAUCCUGGUUGUAUCUAGCUCGGAGGCUACCAAAGGGAACCCAAAGGGAAAGCCAUGGUGGGAAUGUUGAGAUGUACCGUUUCUCUUUCCGGGAUUACCCUUGCAGCGAAGCUCUGGGAAACGAGGAAAACAGGCCGUUGGAAGGGCCUAAAGUUAUGUAGAAACAAAAGUUUUAAGGGUAUACUAGCAAUGACAAAAUGAUGGAGGUGGAAGGUUGGUUGAUUGCAUCUAAUCUAACCUAUCCAUGGAUAUAGGGUGUGGGUCACGUGGCCAUAUAGGGCAUCCGGCCGACACAGAAAGGGAGAACUAAAUUAGAUACAAACCUCCAUUUUUGAAAGGGAGAAAAGGGAAGAAUAAAAGAUAUAGACAAAAAGAGGGUUCAAAUCGUGAGAAAAUGGAGAAAGGCUAGUAUUAAUAUGUCAAAGGGGAGGGGGGAGGGGAAAAUUAGUAAAACAUAGGCUGGCAGACAACGGUCACGCAUGAUAUAACAGAACCCACAUUUUCUAUCAUACGCGCAAUUUACUCCGAAGCAGCAGCAGCAGCCUUCUUCACCUUUUUCGUAGUACCGGCGGUCUCAACAAGGUCCACAAACCCAUCUCCCCUUAACCAUGCAAAAGCCUUCCUCAAACCCGCCCCAUCAACCGCACUGGGGUUCUUUUCCAACAAUGCCCCAAUAAGUGCCCACGACGCAACAAACACGAAUAGAUCCCCUCCCUUCCAGCCGCGCCAUACCCCGCGCUUCUUCCCAACCUUCCAGGCAGAGUCAACCGCUAGACGGAAGAAAUAGAGGAACAGGGACCGAUUACCCUGGCCCGCCAAGGCAAAUGGUAAUCCACCCAGGGCACCACUGAGGUAGAAGCGCUGUGUGGGCAACAGUGAGCGGGGCAGGAAGGAAUUGAAUAGACACACACUACCCCAGGCGGCUCCCAGGGAGGUGGAGAUGAUGGCGGUCCUAGAGAGGAUUUUGGUGCAGAGGCCGUUUAUGGCGAGGAUCGGGCUGGUGAGGAAGGCUUUGAAUUUCAGGAGGGAGAGGGCUAGGUAUACCUUUGUGAGGAAGCGGGCGAGGAGGGGGAUUGAAAGAAGGUAUUGAUGGAGAGAGGCGGUCACGCAGGAGGGGGAUUUGGGGUGGAGGAGGGCACAGGAGAGAGAACCAAUGGAGGGAUGCGCGGGGGAGGUUAUGACGGAUAUGGAUUGGAGCGAGUCUGGGAGGGUUUUGGGGUUUGAGGGGUGGAGGAUUGGGGAGGUAAAGACGCUAUCAUGGGGGAUGUGAGUUAGUUAAAGUUCUUUUAAUUUGGCGGGCAUGUACGGAGGAACUCACGGCCAUCUCAACUCAGAGAUUUUAGCUAGCGCGUCUACAGCCUCAUAUUGGUCUGGCCAAUGGCGGUCCACUGGGUAGCUACCUGGUCGAGGGUGGGUGUGACCAGGGGUAAAUUUAAGUAUAAAGUCACCGAACCACUAGAAAAAUACAGUCAGCCUUAUCGCAGUCCACGUAUCGGAAGAGCGUUGAUAUCCAAAUCCUCGGAACAUACCUUCGGCUCGGCAUCCCGAUCAAAUAUGAAUGCAUGGAACAAUUGGGCAAAGGAAACUGGCAUCAACAGCCAGCUCCCAAACCACCACGGCCGGUCUUUGAACCAUCCUUGGGCGUCUAGUUCAUUAAACAAAAAUUCCAAGCUCCGGGUUGACAUGUAAAUUGCCAGUGUGAGACGAAGUUGGCUCUGCGGGAAAGCACCCAGGGCAAACCCCGCUAAACUAGAACCAAUCGCGGGCGCAUAUUUCGAUGUCAAGGCGCGAGAAAUUCGAGGGUUACGCUCACGAAAUGGACGUGCAUCGUCCGUCCGCAGGUUUGCGCGCAAUCUGAGAAAAAAUCGGCGCAAAAGACGGUGUAAGAGGAGAGUUAAGGAUAGAGCAGCUGAAAGUCGAAAUGCGGGAGAAUGGCGGAAGGGAACUUUUGGAGGUUUGCUGUCGUUUGUGGCAAAGGAUUAGUUCACUUUCAUAUAGCUUCCUUAUAAUUGAGUAUAGUAAGAGGCUUACGCGGCGUUUGGAGCCUUUCUCUCUGCUAGCUUUUGUGAUAUAUACGCAAAGAGUUUCAUGCCCGCCCCGGUGACCAGGAUGACGCGCAGUGAGGCGCGGAUAGCGGCCUCAUUGUAUUUGUUCUGGGAUUUAACUAUUUCUCUGAAGGAGGUAGGGUCCAAGGUUCGAUUCUGGACAGCAGGAGGUAGCC
This is a messenger RNA of Blastomyces dermatitidis ER-3, 10016 nucleotides long. RefSeq names its product FKBP12-rapamycin complex-associated protein. The transcript has 5 exons. The record is from RefSeq and is a predicted model, not a curated record. NCBI's taxonomy places the organism in Eukaryota, Fungi, Ascomycota, Eurotiomycetes, Onygenales, Ajellomycetaceae. Gene Ontology annotation, cellular component: nucleus; TORC1 complex; TORC2 complex. Gene Ontology annotation, molecular function: protein serine/threonine kinase activity; protein binding; protein-containing complex binding. Gene Ontology annotation, biological process: negative regulation of macroautophagy; TOR signaling; protein phosphorylation. Bases 233 to 7366 code for a protein of 2377 amino acids.